UAAACGAACAACUUUGCAAUAAUUUAAUUGUAUUAUUCCCUUAGUUUACGUCCGAGUUCGCAAUUAUAUUCGAAUGGUCAAAUAGCUUAGUAGCAGAAACUAUACUCGUAAUAUAGUGUCAAAUCGCUUUAUAGUAGUGGUCGGUACAUUGAUAGAAAAUCGUUUCUUCGUGAAUCGUUUAUAUCCAUUGCUACGUUUCAGAGAAACCGCGCAUGAAAGAUCGUGUGAUUGUGUGUACAUACACGCAUACGGACGCUCAUUGGGAACGUUCGAACGCACACCACGAAAAGAGAAAUGCACACUUUCGAAGAGAAUAGAACCAACACGGGCGCAGAUUCUAUCCAUUGCUAUUCAAGAUGGAGAGAAAACGACGUAUGUGUCUCGUAAGGUGGUUGUAAACAAGAAAGUCGGACGACUCCAGACGACUCGUAGGAUCCUUCGUCGGAAGGAAAGACAACUGGCAUACGAGAUGGCGAAAUCCGUAUUGAGCUCGGACUCUCUUCCCAAAGCUGGUCGAGUAAACGAAGUUUGUCGGGAGUGGUUAGUCCACGAGGAUGGAGCACUCGCGUAUCGUCUGCAGGAUGAAGAAAUUAGAGAGCACUACACUGGCAAUAAAGUGCGUAAUGCUCAAGUGAGAGAAGAUCUACCGAAAGCCAAGGUGGAACAGGAAUUGGAAUCAUUGAGAUACCAAAACUAUGUGCAACAGCAGGAGGAAAAGGAUGCUCUGGUGGCUAAGCAAAUUGCUCUGGCUCUCGAACGAGAAGAAAGGCAAAAAGAAAGAGAAUUACAAGAGCAAAUGAGACUACAGUUGAGACUGGACGAUGAAGUAACACAAUUGGAACUUGAGAAACAUAUUCAAGAAGAAAAAGAUGAGGAACUAGCAAGGAAAUUGCAACAGGAGGAAGAGGAAAAUGCUGUAGACACUCAUGAUGGACCUGUCGAUGAACAGUUUCUUUCGGAUCAAAAAAUUGCGAUGGAAGCACAGGAUGCGGAACUCGCUCGGAUGCUUCAACAGAAAGAGCGGGCAAAGGCUAGGAAGGCCAGACAAAGGGCAAGGCAAAAAAAGCUAGAAAAGCAACUUCAGAAAGAGCUGGAGGACCAGAAUGUUACCGAAAAGCCUCAGAGGCCAGACAAGUUGGACUUGAAGAGCACAUCCGGUAAAAGUAGGAUGCAGCCUCAUCUAAACUAUCCGGAAUAUCCGGACCCCGAGGAAAUCCAAAUAUUGGACGACCCUAUAGAGAGCAUACGAGAAGUACCAAAUGUAGCUGCAAUUAUUGAUCCCACUUACAAUGGGAAUGUGCACCGGCAUACUUCUAGUAGUUCAAGCAGCACGGUCAGUCCUACAUACGCGUUACCUACACCACCGCAAGAGCUUAUGAAUGAAGAUAUUCCAUGCUAUAUGCCUAUACAAGGACAACGAAGAAAUCAAAUGCAGUCUCCUUCGCAAGUUCAUGAAGAGAAACACAAGCGUAGAGUGAAAGACGGCUGCAAACAACAGUAAAACGAUUUCAAGGUUCGAAUACCACAAGUACUUUUUGAUGAAAAACGUUUCGUUGCCAUGAAAACAUAAUCUUAGUUAUAUAUUGUAGAAGUCUAGAGCUUUCAAAAGGAAGCUCAAGUAUAGAAGAAUUUUGUCCCAUUAAAAGCGAUACUUUUUGAUAGCGUGAAGAUAAAUGUGCCUUCAAAAUAAGCAUACGGUGUAAAAUGAGAUCAACGAAUGUUUAAACGUCUAUUAAUAUUUGAAGUAAUACGUUGCACCGUCCUACAUCGUAGAUCUGCCUUAAAUCGUGUACAUUUGUAUUCCAUUUAAAUACGAUGAUAUUUCUACUGAUACGGUAUUUCCCCCGUAAUUGUGGAGAAAGUAUUGUACAUUGCACUAUGCCAAUAGAAAGAUUUUUAUGAGGAAAUAAAAAGGGCAUAGUGAAAUACACAAUAUAUCAGAAUUAAGGACGAAGUAAUCAAAUAAGCAAACAGAAAUGUACAAAAGAUUAACUAUUUAGACUGAAUUAUGAAACGAUUUAAUCAAGACAGGCUUUAAUUGAAUCUAGAUACACGCUCUCUUCGCAGGAAAUUUUUUAAGUAGAUUUAAUAUCAAGAUGUGUUUACUUUUUAGAGAGAAAUAUUCUCUUUUAAGUGCUUGAGGUGCAGCGCGAGAAAUAACUUACUGCCAAAGAUGACAUUAUUAGCGCUCACUUUGAACCCAAAUGAGUUUAAUUAUUAACAAAAUAAAAAGCAAAUGAAUUUUGAAUGGUGUGCUUUAACAAAGUGCUUGGCACUUGAUAACUUAAUAGCUUUUUAAUAAGUUGUUAAGAUUCAAAGAUGUAAUAAAGUAUAUUAUAUUAAUAAUCUCUGCAACAAUUUUCCAAUAUUUUUAAGUUUGAGAAGCAGAAUUUUUACGUUGUUUCUACUAAUCUACGAAAUGAUUAAUAUUCAGAACAAAUAUUAGAGCAUUUAAAUUUUAGUAUUAUUUAAAUAGCAGUUUAGUAUUUAAAAUAUAAACAUUAUAUUAUUUAUGGUGUUUGGAAAUGUAUUCGAUAGAAGUAGUAUUAUUUUUUACAUUUAUUAUAUGAAUACAUCUAUACAUGGGUAUAUUAAUAAAUUAUUUACAAAGCUAUAAUACACGUUAUCAUCAAAAACCCCAUACACAUAUUAAUAUAACGUACAACAGUAAAUUUAUUCCGUGGGUUUGUCUGUGUGUGAAAAAGAAAAAAAUUAUAAUGAUUAAUAUAAUGUAACAAAUAUAUUUGACGAAUAGUAUAUAAAAGUAAUCCUUAUGAUAUACAAGUACUAAUACUAGCUGCUCGUUCGACAUAAUUUUGUUUCAUUUUCUGUACAGCUGUCUACACGUUUCGAAAUUCUAUGGUAAGGAAAAUAAUAAAAUAAGUAUAAAGUGUA
Messenger RNA from Megalopta genalis, 2895 nucleotides. RefSeq lists its product as uncharacterized. The record is from RefSeq and is a predicted model, not a curated record. NCBI's taxonomy places the organism in Eukaryota, Metazoa, Arthropoda, Insecta, Hymenoptera, Halictidae.